Molecule: messenger RNA, 3570 nt
Organism: Letharia columbiana
Lineage: Eukaryota; Fungi; Ascomycota; Lecanoromycetes; Lecanorales; Parmeliaceae
Exons: 2
Coding region: 1-3570 (1189 amino acids)
Biological process (GO): microtubule cytoskeleton organization; maintenance of protein location in cell cortex; establishment of mitochondrion localization
Cellular component (GO): mitochondrion; cell cortex
Molecular function (GO): phospholipid binding; tubulin binding
Source: RefSeq, a predicted model, not a curated record
AUGAUCCAGAACCUGAAAGGCAAUGUGCACCGUGAGAAAGCCGAAAAGCAGGAUCUCAAGCGCAUGCUUCAAGAGGCUAGAGAUGAGUUGGAGAUUCGAAGAGCCGAGCCGAAUGGGAAGAGGCUGAGAGCAAAAUCACAUACGGAUAUGAGAAGAGCAGGUCGGCCUGGGCUUGGCGCCACCAGGAACAGCAGGACUGAUGUUUUGGUCGAUGACGCCGAGCACGACCCCGAGUGGGAAGAUCACAACGAUGAAGACAAUCCUCGUCAUGAUGUUGGUGUCCGACCAAUCACCCACGAGAGCAUGCCAGGGGCGAGUCGACUCGCGGAAAAUAGUGACGCUUAUCAGACGGCUAAUGAGACAGAGGAUGCUUUUGAGACAGCAAAUGAGCGUGACACUACUGACAACGAUGCUUUCCAGACCGGAGCCGAGAGUUUGGCGGGAGACAGCACGGAUGAGGCCGAAGCGACAGAAACAGAGUCUGGUGUGACUCGAGGUGGCACUAUGCGAAGCAAGAAACCACAACCUGUCCCAUUUAACAAGCCGGGUGACAGGAGAUCCAUUCAGAGCACUGCAUCAACCUCUGGAGACGACGAAGGACAUGCUCUCCAUACACCAAUUCAGAAUCAGCCACAGCGGUACCGCUUAAAGGUCAACCGCAAUUCUCGUCGGUCGCGGGUGAGCAGCGAAGUCCCAGGUAAUAGUCAACAGUCAACAGCUAGAAAUUCUCCAGGCAGCUUCAUGAACGGAGGUGGUGAAGUAAAUCAAAGUUUGUUCAACGAGCUGGAGAACCUGAGUGGUGAUGAAGAUGGCACGCCAAGCAAGGGAAUUAUCAGCUCACCCAGGUCCACGCAAUCUCUUCGCAGAAAUGUCAGUGGGAAGAGGUCAUCAUCAAGCAUGAGACAAGGUGUAAGUCCGUCAACGUCGGGUCCAAGGCCUAGCACCGUUGUCUAUGCAGGAGGCGCGCCACCGGUCCCUAGAAUGCCCAUGGUCGAUUCCAGUAUGAUGACAGAGCCGAUGGAACCUCCACAGAGUCCCCCAGGUCAAGCAGGGGUAGGUCACGCAAGCCUACGCCAAGCAAGUCCGAGCCCAGAAUCCUCAAGUAUUUUGCCCACGAGUUCCGCAGCGGCCAUCACCAGCAGAAUCUUUGGUAGCACACCCCAAACGCCACAAAACAAGGGUGUCGAAUCACAGCCUGUUAGUGUGUCUAACCUUGGCUCGCAAUCGCGUUCAUCUUCAUCUUCACGACGUCCAGCUUGGGAUCAGCCGCUCCAGAUGUUUGGCACGAUUCCGGGAUUUAAUCAAAGUGCAGAUACAACGCCUUUAUCGACGAGGUCUGCAACAACGCAGGUGCGAGGUGUUUCUGGAGACCUGUCGUCUGAUGAUCAGCGAGCCAGGAAUUUUUCGAGCAAUUCAACUCAGCCUACGGAAUAUUCCGAGUCAACACAUGAUGAUCAAGCCACGACGCCUCCAGGUACGGCUGCCAAGGCUCGGGCUCCAUUGACAUUGUCACCUAUUCAUAGCCUGGAGUCAGUCCCGGUACAGCCUAUCGAGAGAUCCAUGGCAAACGAGUUAAGCCAUACAACUACGUCUGCAGGCCCACCAACUGCAGCUGCAACCUCCAAUACUACCGAAAGCCCGCCCAAGACGGCUAGUACCGGAGGCAUUCUUGGCUCUGUAUUUGGCUGGAAUAAGCGCAAAGCAUCUUCCGGAUCUCAAAUAGCUGAAGACGAGACUCGUCAAGAAGUUGCUGCGAGCAGUAGACCUACCACUAGUGAUUCCAAGCGUCCUCUCCAAGAAGUGCCAGCCAAUGCUGUCAAUCGAAACAUGCAGCAGAGCAAUGCCAAGCUGUCACCAGUGGCUGAUCGUGGAGUUCAAACACUAUCGUUUUCCGAUUUGCUGGAAAGUGUUGCGAAGAAACCCAGCAUACCGUCAAUGAGACCCCUUGCUGAUAUAGGAGCUGCCUCUCCCGGCCUCAGUGAAGUUGGCAAAGGAAAGGCACCAGAGCAAUAUUACAAAGACUCACUUGGGAAGUCUUUCAAGCGACCAGUCAGUGCAACAAGCAUGCGUUCGCGAGCAGCCCCGUAUCCUCCGCUGCCUCCAGAUCAUCAAGAAGCUAUUGCUGCUGCUGCGCAAAAGGGGCCCCUCGAUUCGUCAGUGACUCCGACGGGUUCAACAACGUCUAUGGGUCCCCCUCUUGCCCCAGCUUCUGCAUACCCCUCUCGAGCUGCCAGGUCCCGCAACAGUCGACCUCAGACUCCAUCCCAGCAAGGAAUGCCAAGUCCAUCCUCAAGAGGCGGAACGACCCCCAGAGCAGGUCGAUAUUCCACCACCCGAAGCCAAGCGUCUCGCCGAUCUUCGUUCUCUUCUUUUGCUUCUGAACUUGAUGAGCGCUUCAACAUCCGCACCGACGCUGGCAUGCCAAUGCCUCAAGGCCUCCAACCUGGAACUGAUCCCCGCAUGAUCCAGGCAAUUACCCAGACGAUGAUCGGCGAGAUGAUGUGGAAGUACACUCGUAAAGCAGGUCGCGGCGAGAUGUCCUCCACUCGCCACCGCCGCUUCUUCUGGGUUCAUCCAUACACUCGCACACUCUACUGGAGCGACCGUGAUCCGGCUUCCGCCAACCGCGCGGAGCUCAAAUCUAAGAGCGUAGCCAUCGAAGCCGUACGAGUAGUCACAGACGAUAAUCCCAUGCCACCUGGCCUUCACCGCAAAUCUCUCAUUAUAAUCACACCCGGUCGCUCGGUUAAAUUCACGGCGCAAACCUCCCAGCGGCACGAGACCUGGUUCAACGCGCUCUCCUACCUCUUGCUCCGAACCGGCUCAGAUGGCGCCAAUACAAUCCACAACCCAGGCGACCUCUCUGACGCCGACGUAGCCGAGUUCAAUCCAGGAUCGCACAAUAAACGCUCCUCCCGAUCCCGCGUCUCCCUCUCCAGCUUCCGUAGCUCCGCUACACAGAAUAGGCAAGAUUCCAACCGCCUCUCAACACGCAUCCCAACAGGCGCUGCCUCGGGCGGCAACACCCAAAGUCAAGGGCAGCAAACAGAGCCCUCGCCUAACAAAGAAAGCGUACGCAGCCGCAUAGGUCGCAGCCUUUCGCGAAACCGGGGGACCAGAUCCCGACAAGACUCUAUUGCCCCAAACGACACCAAUAACAACACUACCAAUGCUACCGCAGUUUACAACGCUCAAGACAACCAAGGAAGUGUCUCCAGCCGCAUAAGUAGUUACUGGCACAAACCCGCGGCCUCAGUCCGCAGUUCCCUCCGUAGCCGCUCAAGCUUACGUGAUGAUGGACCGCCGGAACCUGGCGUGCUUGAAGGAGGGAGAAAUGUGGUUGGUGGGCGCAUGGGCGACAGCGCAGAGGACUUGAGGAGGGUGAUUGAGAACCAAGAGCAGGGAGGGCGGUUGGAGAAUGUUAGGGCUUGCUGUGACGGUCAACAUGACGUUGGCAGCUUAGCGAAGAACGGACGACAUCACAGCCACGUGGGCUCGACACAUAGCGUGCACAGUCAACGCAGUCAUCGAUCGCCGUCAAAUUCGCUCACGAAUCUGGCGUACAGUUAG